UAGGUCACCUCUCGGGUCCGGGCACCAGGCCUGGGACUGGCCAGACAACAGCCGAGUCCAGGCCUGGGCUAGGAGCCAGGUGAGCGCGCCCCUGUGCUAAAACCUAGUCACCGGACUGCCCUGAGUCCACCAGGCACAGCACGGGCCAUGGACUCUCGAGCUGGAAACACUGCAGACCCUAGAGGGAGCCGAAGAGGAGGUGGCUUACCCGGGGCCAGGGGCCCCCGCGCUCGGCAGCUCCUGGAGCGCUUGGAUGCGCGCCCCCUAGCGGCGCGAGCCGCAGCGGACUUGACAGCGUUAGUACGGAAGGCGGGUGCCACACUGCGCCUGCGCCACACGGAGGCUGCUAGUGUUCCGGGUUCUGCAGAUAUAGAAGUCACAGACAGUCGCUUGCCUCGUGCCACUCCCGUGGAACAUCGACUCCAGCAUCGAAGGUCUGAGCCUCUGGGUACAUGUAUGGAGCCACCUCCAGUAGCCCAGGAAAAGGCAAGCUAUGCUUUGAAACUACCCCAAGCCACUGGCCGAUUUUCUGUGGAGCUGGUCCGAGGUCCUGCAGGCUUUGGUCUCACUUUAAGUGGAGGCCGAGGUGUAUCUGAGGAUGCUCCAUUGGCCGUGCGUGGACUGCUGAAGGAUGGUCCAGCACAGCGAUGUGGUCGUUUGCAGGCUGGGGACCUUGUGCUCCGUAUCAAUGGAGAGUCAACACAGGGCCUCACUCAUGCCCAGGUGGUGGAGCGGAUUCGCACUGGAGGCCCCCGCCUUUGCCUGGUACUCCAACGGCCUCAAGAGAUGGAUGCCAGCAGGACUGAGGAGGUUGGAGGACAUCUGAAGAGAGAUCGCAGCCCAGAUCCUAGGGGAAGCAGGAUGACGAAGUCUCGCAGCACCAUUUCCCCACUUCACCACCGGCCCAAGACCCGGCCCAGUCCGGAACCUAGUCCAGACGCCGUGGGUAUUGGCCACGCGCUUCACGCAGCGGAGCACCCCACAGAAGACCUAGACGACCGUAUCCCUGGUACCCCUGGACCCUGGCUGGUGCCGAGCGAGGACCGGCUCUCACGGGCUUUAGGGGCUCGGGGUGGGGGCGCGCAGCUUGUUCAGGAGAUGGCAGCUGGAAGGCGGAGGCACUGAGCACCAACAGACAGCUCUGUGGUCACUCGGUGGGUGAAGUCCCACCUGGUUCAAACUUUUCCCUUACAGCUUUAACCUGGUCUAGUGCCCUCCCACUACACACUGCACAGUGGACUGCUCCCCACCCCUUCAAGACGCCAGUGGUAUAGCCCUCCCAAGAGCCCAGAGCGCUCGCACCCCACCGCCCCCACCCGCUGCGUGCUUGCAGCUUCUCCUAGUUCCUUCC
Molecule: messenger RNA, 1351 nt
Organism: Acomys russatus (golden spiny mouse)
Lineage: Eukaryota; Metazoa; Chordata; Mammalia; Rodentia; Muridae
Gene: Magix
Product: MAGI family member, X-linked
Exons: 6
Coding region: 148-1125 (325 amino acids)
Molecular function (GO): protein binding
Source: RefSeq, a predicted model, not a curated record